UACAAUAGUGUAAGAGAUAUUGACAUUCUUAUGAAAUUUUAUCACCGAUGUAUUGGUAAUUAAAAGUUAGAAACUAAGGUGAAUUAGGAGUGUUUUUGAUUGAACUUAGCAGAGAAAAAAACGGAGCAAUUGAUUUGUGGUAGCCCUAAAGGUUUAAUGGACAAACAAAUAUAUCUAAUGUCAGUUUUUUUUCUCUAUGGGUUGGAUUUUGUGUACUGAAACAAUGGAGUAGAAAUAGAUUUCCACUUAAAGCGUGAAAUAUGAGCAGCAUUGGGAUCCAGGUGCGCCGUGAUCCCUGUCUCCCGAGUAUCGCACGUGGCGCCCGCUUCCGGAAGCUGCCCGGACAGACGCCGCCACCGGCCAUGAGCGCCGACGAGGUUCCAUGGCGAGGCCAGGGCGGACGGCCGCCAACGAUGAGCAGCGUAGAGUUUGACAGACAACUAGAUAAAAUUUCAGUGUGGUUGGAGGGUUGGACGCAUGAACAAAGGUGCCAGAUUCUAGAGGGCAUCUUGCGGCGCAGUAACUACACCCAGUUCCGGUUCCUGUCCACCACCCUUCAGCCGGCCCUGCACCGGGACUUCAUGUACACAGCCCGCGCACAGUUCCCCGCCCUUGACUUUCAGCCCGUCAGUACACACACAAGCCGAAAACUCAAGGAGAAGCUCCACAGUACCCGACAGAACGAUUACCACCGGAUAGACAGCGCACACCUGCGGGAGGACGGACAGGCGCUUGAGAAGUCGCACGAGAAAGCGGCGCUCAAACUUCCACACAUAACCAAUGGGAACUCGCUUACGCCCCGAGAAACCGGAAGUCUGUGGUCAGUAAUCCCUUCUAAGCGUCCCCGGCGUAGCAUGAGUAUGAUGGAGCGACAGGGGCCGGAGAAGUGGGUAGGGGAUGGGAACCCUUUAUAUGAUAAACACCCUAAUAUCAGAUACAUUGAUAUGCCUACAAGACGACACAUUCAGGACGAAUUUUCUCCACGGCCGCCCGCACAGCCGUCCGCGGCGCUCACUUCCGCUUCCUUCAAAACCGGAAGUCUCAGCACGGUGCAUGCGCAAAGCGACGGUGCCCUAGUGGGGCUGAAAAAAGGAAAGACGAAAUCAAAGAAAUCGCCGACCCUGAAUGUUUUACCAGAGGAAGCCAACCAGAUAUACUCGUGGUACUUCAAUAAUUGGUCAGACGUUAAAAGAAAUGAAUUCCUGCACAAGUUCUUGCUGAAAUUAGACCCCAGACAACAUUAUUUCGUCUCAAGUUUCUUGACAUCACGCCAGUAUAAAGACUUCAUAAGUCUCUUGCCAGAAAAUAUAGCCCUCAAGAUAUUAGACCAUCUCAGCGUGAAGGACCUUCUGAACUGUUGUAUGGUAUGCAAAAAGUGGAACGCCUUGGCCAACAAUAACGGCCUCUGGCAACAGCAAUGCGAAAGAGUUCGCCUCGAGAUUCCCGUAUACGAACAGGAUCUGGCCGAUUGGAAACAAGUUUACAGAGAAAAUAAGUCACUAAAGGUCAACUGGAACGAUGGGAAUUGUAAAGUUACCGAUCUCAAAGGACACAGUGAUAGUGUGACCUGUGUGAUAUUCGAUCGUACCCGGCUUGCCAGCGGGAGUCUUGACAAAACAAUCAGGGUAUGGAACCUUCAGACGGGAAAGUGCCAGCACAUCCUGAAGGGCCACAUUAAAGGGGUCUGGUGUCUCAACUUCUUCACACAAAACCUGCUCAUAAGCGGCUCGUUCGACGGCACGAUUAGGGUUUGGAAUUUACGAACAGGAAAAUGUCAGAAAACGAUCCUUGCCCACGACGGUCCAAUUUGGGCUCUUGGUAGAAGACACGACAUUCUAGUCACUGCCUCACAGGACAAGCUGGCAAAGGUAUGGGACAUCAACCGCUGUUUUCUGAACCAAACGUUGGUGGGUCACACGGCGGCUGUGUUUGCAGUUGACAUGAGCGAAGAUGGUAGCCUUGUUGUCACUGGAUCCGCUGAUAAGAGUGUCCGGAUCUGGAAUAUCGAGAAUGGACGUUGUCUGCGAUGGAUUUCCGUCAGCCAAACCACGUCAGUCAUGUCCGUCAGUUAUAGCCAAGGUCACGUGGCCUGCUCCUACGGCGAAACAAUUUGCGUCUACCGCGUCGAAGGGCCUACCAAGCUUAUCAGGAAAUAUCUGGACAUUGUCAAUGAACAUCAGAAGAGUGUUUCUACGAAUCGGGGCAGAAUUGAAUGCCUGAAAUUUCGGAUAUCAGACCAGACCAAGAGUGAGGGCGUGAUAGUGAGUGCAGGAAAAGACGGACGCCUCAAAUACUGGGACAUUCAGAAAGAGAAGAGUAUUCAGACAUUUGUUGGACACAAAGGAAAGGAGGUCAAUGCGAUUCACUUUGACGAGUUGCGGAUUGCCAGUGCAGCGCAUGACAACAAAAUAAGAAUCUGGGAUUUCAAUGUCUAGUUGGGCAGUUGAUCUUGUUUUAUAAAUGUCCAAUCUCUCGCCAAAGAGGUCGAGAGCUGGACCCCAGCCAGGGUCAACAUUCACUAAACGUCUUGAGUUUGAGUUUUUGCCUCACAAUCAGAAAUAAAAGACUUUCAUUUUGUUAUAAAGAUGCUGUUACAGAUGGGAAGAUGGUAAACAUUGUUCUAUCAAAAACAAAUAACGUGUUCUACAUCAGGCAUACAUAUUUUGUCAAAAUGAGUUAUAUUAUAUCUAUUUUGAAACAAUUCAAAAUUUAGUUUUUUGAGCCUGAGUCUGAAAGUCAUACUUAAGACGCUAGUGAAUACGGACACAUGCUUCUCAAACCGGACACUAGUAAUUUAAUCGAGAAAACCGACCCGAAUGUGAACCAUCUCAGUAAUAAGUUUUCUUCACAGACGAACUUUAUAAUUAAGCCUAAAAUACCUAUGUGUAAGGCAAUACCCACCUACUUAUCGAAACCCCUAGUUUUUGUCUAACCUAAUUAUAUAUGUUUCGGUUUUAAGUUGUUCCUGACUGUGAAAUCCAUUCGUGUUGACUACAAAUUAAAAAAACUAUGUAUUAGUUAUUUAAAACACAAUAUACUGGAAUGUCAUGGUGAUUUGUAUUCGCAACUUGCUUCCUUGUUUUAAUAAUACAUAAAGCAAACCAAAAAGAAGACAACCCAACUUUGUCCCUACCAUACCUAGAAUUUGAAGACCCUAAACUAAGAUAUGUUUUAGGCCUUACUGAAUAAGCAUUGUCUAGUUUCACAGUCCAUAGGAUGUAUUAAUUGUCGAUACAUUUGUGGCCUCAUUCAGACACUUUAUAUUGUUAAUAAAAACGUGUUAUGUUCUAAUAAAAUAUUCUCGUGAUCAUUUACAUUUUACGACGGUUGCUAAUCAGCGGAAUUGUGAUUUGCAAACAGUUGGAAGCUACAGAUUCCAGUAUGCACAAGAAAUGGCGAAAACAACAAACGAGGUUGUCAAACUGGAAUGUGGAACCGUUUGUAUAGCUAAUUGCAUGGUUAUUAGUAUGCAUUUUUAAGUGACCGAUUAGAUUAUUUAUGGACAUACACAGGCGUGCAUAGAUGCGUCAAGCUCUAUCAUAUAUGUAUAUAUUUUGCUUUGUUACAAUUGAUAAUAGUCAUUGAGAAAAAAUAUUCACUUUCAGUAUUAUUUAUUUAUAUUUUAUUGCCUUGUUAUUUUGUUUGUUAUCCAAUAUCACAAUAAAAUAAU
Messenger RNA from Mya arenaria, 3670 nucleotides. RefSeq lists its product as uncharacterized. The record is from RefSeq and is a predicted model, not a curated record. NCBI's taxonomy places the organism in Eukaryota, Metazoa, Mollusca, Bivalvia, Myida, Myidae. Gene Ontology annotation, molecular function: protein binding. The transcript has 17 exons. The coding region runs from base 261 to 2435 and encodes 724 amino acids.